Messenger RNA from Amoebophrya sp. A120, 1341 nucleotides. Lineage: Eukaryota; Dinophyceae; Syndiniales; Amoebophryaceae. The record is from the annotation of a GenBank genome assembly.
AUGCCGCCAAAAGCGAAAGGUAAGGCGAAGGCGAAACAGCGGGUACCGCUGACGAAGGAGGAGCGGCAGGCACGUAUGAAGGCCCGGCUGUUUGAGGUCAGUUUUCCGGAACUGGAAGGAAAGAGGCCCACGGGGUUGGAGUCUUCGGAUGAGGAAAAUCGGAAGAAAGGCGACGACGACGAAGACAAGAAAGGCCGGCCGGACGAGUGGGCGAUGCGGUCCGGAAUCGCGCUCGAGAUCCACAAGAAGGGUCUGCUCGGCCUCGAGCCUCCGCCGCCCAUCCUGAUCGACUUUGACGACGUGGUCCGGAGCGGCCGCUUGUCCUUGAAACGCACGAAGGAGAUCAUUUGCGAGCGGCUGGCCGAGGACUUCCCCGCGGUCUUUGUCGAAACAGAACAGGUGGAUGUGUAUCUCGAAAAGCCGCACGGACAGAAGGGGAAGGACAGCAUCAAGAUGGAGUCGCAGUUCCAGCAGCUCUUGACCGUCGAACAGCUGCGGAUGCAGCUGAAAGUGCAGGAAUACGUGAUCGACCCCUAUCUGGACGAAUUGCUCUGGCUGGUGUUCGAAACGCUGCUGUCCGUCAUGCCCCGCGUCCUCGAAGAGGACGAACAGGACCGUAAGGAUAGGCUGUGGGAAUUACAGAAAAAAGUAGACGCUUUCCUGCGCAAACUCGCCGCCGAGAUGGCGGAGUUGGAAAAGCCGUGGCAGUGUUUCGUCUCGAAAGAGUGGAACAACGCGAUGACCAAGCCAAAAUUACCGGAGCGGAUCAUGACACUGGCGAAGGAUGUGGCGGAGAACGAAGAGGUGGAGCAGGAGCUGAUGAAGGAGUUUUUCGACUUGAUAACCGAAAGAUUCGAAGAGUACCCGCCCGUGAUUUUCUUCUCGCUGCUGAACGUGAACCACGGGCAGGAGAAGAAACUGCUAAAGUUGGAGCAGGAACUGGGGGACUUUUCUUCCUGGUACUUGAAGAAAAAGGAAAAGCCGACCGCCGAAACCAGCAACGCCUUCGCGAGUAUGAUGGGGCUGGACAACUGGGUCGAUCCGAAUUUGCUCAAAAAGAAAAAAGAGGAAGAGCAGUCUGAGGACGAAUUGAGAAACAUGCUGUCAGGCGGAGACGAAAGCAGUGAAGAGGACGCAGCUUCGGCGAAAAAGUCGUCCAUAAUAUCCGGCAGUCGGGCAGCCUCCCCGGUAAGUUCGCCUACGUCCACGAAGAAAGCGUCGAUUGCGCAAGGGUCAAGUAGUUCCAGCGAUUCAUCCAGCAGCUCGGAGGAUGAAAAAAAGUUGAAAAAUUUCAACGUAGACAGCGUGCAGAAGCAGGUCGCGAAAAACGCAAAAGGGUGA